Molecule: messenger RNA, 1221 nt
Organism: Microthlaspi erraticum
Lineage: Eukaryota; Viridiplantae; Streptophyta; Magnoliopsida; Brassicales; Brassicaceae
Source: the annotation of a GenBank genome assembly
AUGCAUGUGGAGGAGCUUUGGAAGCCAGGGAUUAGGGAAUGGGAUGAAGCUAAAUUAGUGCAGCUUUUAGCUCCAGAAGAUGUAGAAAUAGUCAAAUCGAUCAGAUUGUCAAGAUUUGCUAAUGAAGAUGUGUUUGUUUGGCCAUACACUACUAACACAGUGUAUACAGUAAAAUCAGGCUAUUGGGUGGCGACUCAUGUUGUGGAGGAUGGAGAAAGAAUAGAACCACCCCCAGGUCCAAUUGAAGUGAAGAAAAAAAUAUGGAAACUUCAAAUUCCACCAAAGAUACAACAUUUCUUAUGGAAAACUAUAGCAGGGGCAAUUCCAACAGCUGAAAGGUUAUGUUCCCGCAUCCUGAAUAUAGAUCCGAUGUGUCAACGCUGUUGUCUCUAUGAAGAAACGAUUAAUCAUGUUUUGUUUAAUUGUCAACAUGCAAAUUCUAUUUGGAGAUGUGCAGGAUUCACCCAGUUUGAUAGGUCAGACAUAUCUUUGGAAGACAACAUUCGAAUGUUAUUUCAAAUCCUGGAAAUGCAAUCUUUGACGGAGGAGAAAAGAUUCCUUCCCAUGUGGAUGAGUUGGAUGAUCUGGAAAUCGAGAAAUGACUUUCUAUUUGCACAUAGAAAUGUUCAUCCUCAGAACGAUGUGGAGAAAGGAGUUCAAGCUGUAGCGGAAUGGUUUAUUGCUAAUCCGUCCACUACGAUUCAAGAAAGAAGAAUAUGUGUGACACCAACAAGCUGUUGGGAACCACCAUCAUCAGGUUGGUUAAAAUGUAACUUUGAUAGCACAUAUAGAUCGUCUGCGUCUUGCAUGGGUGUAGGGUGGAUAAUAAGAGAUGACAAAGGACAGUAUAUAGAAUCAGGUUGGGCAAAAUUACCUCAGGUAGACACACCACUGCAGGCUGAAGCAAAUGGCUUUCUCUAUGUGGUUCAACGCAUAUGGAGUAAAGGUAUGAGGAAUGUCUGGUUUGAAGGAGAUAGCCUUCAGCUCACUAAUGUGAUCAAUAAAUGGGAAGAGAAUACAGAGUUGGGCAAUAUCCUCAUUGAUAUUCGUCAUUGGAUUUCACUUCUGCCAUUAUGUUCUUUAGCACAAGUGAACAGGGAGAAAAAUCAGGCAGCAGAUUUACUUUCAAAAUGUAUUUAUGAUUCUGUUGAUUUCUUUAUGUUGUAUGCAAGCCCACCUCAAUGGUUGGUUAAAUAUUUGUAUGCUCCCUUCACUAUUUAA